CAAGUCCCGCCCCAGCGGUAACUAAGGAGAUCACAGUUAGUUUACUUCCAACCUCCUUUGCGCUACCCCUGGCUCUCUAGCAAAAUGACCAAAAUCUGAGGAAUAUUCCAGCAAUAAUAAUACCAUUCUGUGUACGAGCUUCUCUCAGAAUGCAACUGAAGUAUCUCAAGACACUUUUAACCUCCCGGGAGUUUGCUGCCAAAGUUACCUGCAUGGCAUGGGCACCAAACAACAUCAAGUUCGCUGUUUGCACUGUGGACAGGGUGGUGUUGCUGUAUGAUGAGCAUGGAGAGAGCAGGGACAAGUUCUCCACAAAACCUGUGGACGCCAAGUAUGGAAAGCAGAGCUAUGUUGUAAAUGACAUGGCCUUCUCACCAGAUUCCACGAAAAUUGCCAUCGGCCAAUCUGACAAUAUCAUCUUUGUCUACAGAAUCGGAGAGGACUGGGGGGACAAGAAAGUCAUCUGCAAUAAAUUUGUUCAGACGAGUGCUGUGACAUGCCUUCUUUGGCCUGCAGAGCAUGCUAUUGUCUACGGAUUAGUUGAAGGCAAGAUUCGGCUUGCCAACACUCAGACAAACAAAUCUUCAACCAUCUACGCCACAGAAUCCUGGGUUGUCUCACUGGCAUCAAAUGUCUCUGGUAAAGGGAUCAUAUCGGGCCAUGCUGAUGGGACAGUUGUGCGGUACUUCUUUGAUGAUGAAGGCUCAGGGGAAUCCCAGGGUAAGCUUCUGACACACUCGUGCCCACCCUACGCUAUAGCCUGGGGUGCAAACAGCAUCAUGGUGGGGGGCUGUGACAAGAAGGUGGUGGCCUACAGCAGAGAGGGACACAUCCUGCAGACCUUCGACUACAGCCGCGACCGAACAGAGAAGGAGUUCACCGUGGCUGUCGCCAGCCCCAGUGGGGAAUCUGUGGUGUUUGGCAGCUUUGACCGGUUGCGGGUGUUUAAUUGGGCUCCGAGGAGAGGAAUGUGGGAUGAAGCCAAACCUAAAGAAAUUUCCAACCUCUACACAAUCACCAGCUUGGCCUGGAAGAAAGACGGAUCACGCCUCUGCGCUGGAACACUGUGCGGAGGAGUGGAGCUGUUUGACUGCUGCCUGCGAAGAACCAUCUACAAGAACAAGUAUGAGGUGACCUACGUUGGCCUGAGCCAGGUGAUAGUAAAGAACCUCUCCACAGGAACUCGGGUUGUCCUGAAGUCCUAUUACGGUUAUGAGAUAGAAGAAGUGAAGAUCAUGGGGAAAGAUCGCUACCUGAUGGCUCACACAUCAGAUACGCUCCUGCUGGGAGAUCUCCUGACAAAUAAAUUAAGCGAGGUGCCUUGGACUGGCUCUGGGGGAAAUGAAAAGUUCUUCUUUGAAAAUGAAACAGUGUGCAUGAUAUUUAAUGCCGGGGAGUUGAGCUUGGUGGAGUACAGCAGCAACGAGAUUCUGGGAUCAGUCCGCACGGAAUUUAUGAACCCCCACCUCAUCAGUGUCCGACUAAAUGAGAGGAAGCAGAAAGGAGUUGAAGACAACAAGAAGCUCGCUUAUCUGAUUGACAUAAAGACUAUUGCUAUUGUGGACUUGGCCGGAGGCUACAAUCUGGGAACCAUCAGCCACGACUCCAAGAUUGACUGGCUGGAGCUCAAUGAAACCGGGUGCAAACUGCUGUUCAGGGACAAGAAGCUGCGGCUCCAUCUGUACAACAUACAGUCUGGCGUGAAGACCACAUUACUGAGUUUCUGCUCUUACGUCCAGUGGGUGCCUGGCAGCGAUGUGGUGGUCUCCCAAAACCGGGGAAACCUCUGCAUCUGGUACAGCAUCGACAGCCCAGAGACCGUCACCAUGUUCCCUGUCAAGGGAGACAUUGUGGAUCUCAAAAGAGCCGAUGGCAAGACGGAUGUGAUUGUGACAGAGGGUGUCAACAUGGUGACAUACACACUCGACGAAGGCCUCAUUGAGUUUGGUACGGCUGUUGAUGAUGGAGAUUAUAACAGAGCCACAGCCUUCCUCGAGACUCUGGAGAUGUCACCAGAGACUGAAGCCAUGUGGAAGACACUCAGCAAGCUGGCUCUAGAGGCUUGCCAGCUGCACAUCGCAGAAAGGUGUUUUGCUGCACUGGGUGAUGUCUCAACCCUCCACUUCCUGCGCCAAACAAACGAGAUCGUAGACAAAGUUUCACAGGAAACGGGAGAAGAUGGGACAUCAUUUUAUCAAGUCCAAGCACGCGUGGCCAUGCUGGACAAGAAUUUUAAACUAGCUGAGAUGCACUACACAGAGCAGAAUGCCAUCGAAGAAGCCAUAGAGAUGUACCAAGAGCUCCACAUGUGGGAUGACUGCAUUGCUGUAGCUGAAGCCAAGGGCUACCCAGAGCUCGACACCUUGCGUGAAAACCGUUACCGGUGGCUGAUGGAGACGGGUCAGGAAGACAGGGCCGGCGAGGUGAGGGAGAGCGAGGGAGACUUCCAGGGUGCCAUAAACCUCUACCUGAAAGCAGGGCUGCCAGCUAAGGCCGCUCGCCUCGCCAUGAGCCAGUCGGAGAUCACCAACAGCAGCGAGACCGUCGACCGCAUUGCUGCCAGUCUCAUCAAGGGAGAGUUUUACGAGAGAGCAGGAGAUCUGUAUGAGAAGAUCAGGAACAACCAGAGAGCACUGGAGUGCUACUGUAAAGGAGGUGCCUUCAGGAAAGCGGUAGAGCUGGCUCGCAUAACCUUCCCCGCUGAGGUGGUGAAACUGGAGGAGUCCUGGGGAGACUACCUCGUCCAGCAGAAACAGAUGGACGCUGCCAUCAACCACUUCAUUGAAGCAGGUUGUUCUCUUAAAGCGAUCGAGGCAGCCAUCGCAGCUCGCCAGUGGAAGAAAGCAGUCCACAUCCUGGAGUUACAGGAAGAUUCGUCAUCAGAAAAAUACUAUGUGAAGAUAGCUCAACACUACGCCUCCAUGCAGGACUAUGAGAUGGCAGAACAGCUUUUUGUGAAAGGAGGUCACAUUAAAGAUGCCGUAGAGAUGUACACCGCAGCAGGGCAUUGGGAGGAGGCUCACAAGCUGGCAGUGAAGUGUAUGACGGAGGAGGAGGUUAUGGCUCUGUACAUCAGCAGAGCUCAGGAGCUGGAGAGAGAUGGGAAGUUCAAGGAGGCCGAGAGGCUGUUUGCUACAGUGAAGCAGCCUGACCUUGCCAUCACCAUGUACAAGAAGAACCGGAUGUUUGACGAUGUCAUUCGUUUGGUAGCCAAACAUCACCCUGACCUGCUGACUGAGACCCAUGUCCACCUAGCCAAGGAGCUGGAGGCUGAAUCGAGGUUCUCGGAGGCGGAAUACCACUUCAUGGAGGCUGAAGAGUGGAAGGCUGCGGUCCACAUGUACAGUGUCAAUGAUAUGUGGGAGGAUGCGUACAGGGUGGCAAAAAGCCACGGAGGUGCUGAUGCGCAGAAGCAGGUGGCCUACCUGUGGGCCCGGAGUCUGGGAGGAGAGGCAGCUGUUAAGCUGCUAAACAAGUUUGGCCUGCUGGAGUACGCCAUCAAGUCUGCUUCAAAUAAAUUCUCAUUUGACUUUGCCUUUGACUUGGCCCGCCUUGCAUGUAAGGAGAAGAUUCCUGAGAUCCACCUCAAGCAUGCACUGUACCUGGAAGAUGAGGGGAAGUUCACUGAAGCCGAGGUAGAGUUCAUCAAAGCAGGAAAACCCAAAGAAGCUGUGUUGAUGUAUGUCCACAACCAGGACUGGGCAAAUGCACAGCGGGUGGCUGAGGGCCACGAUCCAGAGAGCCUGUCUGAGGUUCUGGUUGGCCAAGCCAAGUUCUGCUUUAAAGAGAAUGAUUUCAAGAAGGCUGAGGCCUUCCUGCUCCAAGCACAGAGACCUGAACUAGCUGUUAAAUACUACAAGGAUGCAGACAUGUGGAGUGAUGCCAUACGUAUCUGUAAAGAGUAUAUCCCCAAUAAACUCUCCAUGCUCCAAGAGGAGUAUGAGAGGGAGGCCUCCAAGAAAGGACUCAGGGGUGUGGAGGGCUUCUUGGAGCAGGCGAGAGAGUGGGAGCAGUCGGGUGAAUAUUCCCGGGCCGUGGAGUAUUACUUGAAGGUUAAGGAUGACUCAAACACGGCGCUGAUGGAAAAGUGUUGGAUGAAGGUGUCCUGUACUGUUUGGCAUGUGCACUCGCUGUGUGCAUAUGUCCAGGCGGCAGAGCUGUCCAUCAAGUUCCUGACAACAGAUGUAGCAGUGGAGGUGAUCCAGGUGGUCGGACCACGACUCGCACAGCUGAGGAAGUUCAACGCCGCUGCUGAGCUCUACUUAAACAUGGACCUCAUCAAAGAGGCAAUCGAUGUCUUUAUUGAGGGUGAGGAGUGGAACAAAGCCAAGAGAGUCGCCAAGGAGCUGGAGCCGAGGUAUGAGGACUACGUGGACCAGAAGUACAAGGAGCACCUUAAAAACCAGGGCAGAGUGGAGUCUCUGGUGGGAGUGGAUGUCAUGGCGGCCCUGGACAUCUACGCAGAAAGAGGCCAGUGGGAGAAGUGCCUGGAGACGGCAUCCAAACAGACCUUUCAGAUCCUCCAUAAGUACAUUGCUCUGUACGCAACACAUCUCAUCAAGGAUAAGGAAGCUCCAAAAGCUGUUCAGCUCUACAUACAGCACGGAGUACCACCAAACCCUCAGAACUUUAACAUCUACAAACGCCUGUUCCUGGACCUGAUUAACCUUCCCGACACCGAUGGACCAGAGUCCUACCGCAUGUUCGCCGACCUCCGCAAUUUCUUCUUCCAACUGUGUGAGAACAUGUCCAAAUCAACCGAGGCAAACACUCCGGCUCAUGAAGAUUUUGAACAGAUGCUGCUAAUCUCUCACUACUACGCCACAAGAUCUGCUGCUAAAGGAGUCGAGCAGCUGAUCAGUAUAGCAACCAAGCUCUCCGUGUCUCUGCUGCGUCACACUGAGCUUGUUCCUGCGGACAAGGCUUUCUAUGAGGCGGGCCUGGCCUGCAAGGCUAUUGGCUGGGAAAACAUGGCCUUCAUCUUUCUCAACCACUUCCUGGAUCUGUGCGAUGGCAUUGACGAGGGGACUCUGGACACUCUGGACCACACCGACUUCCUAGACACCGACAUUCCCUUUGAGGUUCCAGUUCCCACCAAACUCUGCGUCACAGUUGCCCAGCGGGACCAGAUCCGCGACUGGGUGCUUAUGGUGUCCAUGGACCAUCGGCUCGAGCAGGUUCUGCCACAUGACGAGAGGAACACAUAUGAAGCCUCGCUGGUGGCCGCCAACACCGGCCUUCGCUCGCUGCCCUGCGUCCUCACCGGCUACCCCGUGCUGAGGAAUAAAAUCGAGUUCUCUGCUGCGGGGAAAGCAGCCAACAAGGAAGACUGGAACAAAUUCCUCAUGGCCACGAAGACCACUCACAGUCCAGAGUGUCAGGACGUCCUCGAGUUCAUCAGGCAGUGGUGUGGCGGUCUGCCGGCGUCUGGAUUCUCCUUCCGCUGAUAGAACGACCUGCAGCUCUGCCCUGUGCCUUUUUUUUUUUAUUACGCUGUUACACACUUUGAAACACCUGCUCUUCCUUCUAUUCUUCCUCAUCUUUUCUUUCCGCAAAUUCAAACAUUUCACAGGAAACCAUCUAUUUUAUUGUCCCCAGAACUUCCUACUUACUUUCUAAGCCCAGAGGAGAAUACACAAUCCCUUCAUUUCAGUUUAAACCAGUUCAUGAUUUUCUUCUUUAAAAGGCACCUUAAAAGUAUAGUUAAACUGUAAAAUGUUAUGUGUUACAUGUUAUAAGUUAAACUGUAAAUUGGUAAAAUGAUAAUAAAAGUACAUAUACAUGACUUUGAACCUUAACAAUUGACAAUUUAAGAAUUCAAGAAAUAUAUUUAGUGCUUUUUUCUGAUUCAUAGUAAACAUCAGAAAAUUGAAAUGACUGAGAAAUGUAGCACUUUGAUCCGAUUUUGCAGUUUCUGCUAGUUUCUGGUCAUUAGAGUAAGAUACUAGGCUGACAAGAGUCAAUAAGCAUUUUUAUAACAUUACUAGUCUUAGAAUUUGACCACUGUCAGAGCAAAAGCACAAGAUAAAAACUCGUAAGUAUUUAUUAGAAUUCAGGUUCACAUAUUUCUGAAGCAACCUCAAAAAUUAUCAGUAAGGAGCUCGAAAUGCUUCAUAAAACAGUUAACAACAAAAAAAUAGACAGUGCUCUUCUUUGAAGCCUCAAAACACAGAAGAAAAAACAAAAACCUGUUCAUAUGCUCAGUGUGUGUUGGCCCCAACCACAAGCCCUUUUAGUUCCUGACCAAAAACACACAAAAAGUGAUUUCCUGAAACAGCUCUUGUGCUGUAGUUUAAGUUAAAAAUGAAUAAACUUUGUUGGGGAAUAAUUUCAGCGGCGGAUUAAUCCUUGUUUGGUGCUCUACUGAGAGCAGUGCAGAAUCAAAACAAACUCAACAUCAGAACUCUAAAGCACCAAGGAAUACAAUGCAUCGGGAUGAAGUGAUGCUGUUUGCUUUUGUUUUUUCCAAGAUGUUUCAUUUUUGUUAUUUAUUUUAUCCUCUGACUGGUCAGUUUAUCCCAAGGUGCAGUCACCAUGGAAACACAUAUCAUCCAUCUAGUUGUUUCUAUGUAUUUUCUCAUCAUCAGAAGGACUUUGUCUCAGGUUUCCGUCUGUGAAGACUUUCCUCUGCAGCAGAUAUUACAAUACUUAAUAACCUGACACUAUGAUGCUGUGGUGGCGGUUUAGGAUUGUUUAAUGUCUGCAGACUAAAUUGAGUUCUUUUCUCUGUGAAUGUUUUUCAGAGGCCAGUAAUGUUUGGCAAAGCUUUUACUGAGUGUUCAAUAUGGAAUAUACUUUGUUUAAUAAAGUUGCAAUAUAAAAAUGUU
This is a messenger RNA of Neolamprologus brichardi, 6827 nucleotides long. The record is from RefSeq and is a predicted model, not a curated record. NCBI's taxonomy places the organism in Eukaryota, Metazoa, Chordata, Actinopteri, Cichliformes, Cichlidae.